Molecule: messenger RNA, 713 nt
Organism: Phoenix dactylifera (date palm)
Lineage: Eukaryota; Viridiplantae; Streptophyta; Magnoliopsida; Arecales; Arecaceae
Product: V-type proton ATPase subunit e1-like
Biological process (GO): proton transmembrane transport
Cellular component (GO): proton-transporting V-type ATPase, V0 domain
Molecular function (GO): proton-transporting ATPase activity, rotational mechanism
Source: RefSeq, a predicted model, not a curated record
UUGGCGAGAAACAGCAAGUAGGCGUCCACCUCUAAUUCCAUAACAAGGCUGACCUCCCCGAAUUCUUUCCCGAAACCAGCACUUGAGACCUCAAACCCUGGAAAAUUUUCCGAUCGGAUUCGUCGCCGCUCCGAGAGGUGGGAGAUCUCCGUGGUCUCGUCCGAAUCAAUCGCGAUGGGCUUCUGGGUGACGACCCUCAUCUUCUUCUUGGUGGGCGUCGUCGCCGCCCUCUCCGUCCGCCUCUGCUGCAACGGCGGCCCCUCCACCAAUCUGUUCCAUUUUACACUGGUUGUCACAGCGAUAAUGUGUUGUUGGAUGAUGUGGGCAAUUGUAUAUCUUGCACAGCUGAAGCCACUGAUUGUUCCAAUCCUCAGUGAAGGAGAGUGAACUGUUUGUCAAGAAAAGAAUUGUUAUUUGCUGUCAUCCAGCAUCAUGUCUCAUUUCCGACUGCAGCGCAACUUGAGAAAUUCAUGUGCGAUUUUAGAUAUUCGUCCCUUUGAACUAGGGAAAGUGUAUUGCCAGUAAUAAUUUGUACUGGAGAUAUCUUCACAUAUGUAUUCAUGUAGUUCCCUAUUGAUCAAACGAAUGUUGUCUUCAGAUGUUUCUACUCUGAGUUCCUAAAAGAUGGCUAUUUGUUUUUUUUUUUUUUCAAUUUUGCAAAUAUGAAUUUUGUCCAAGGGUGAAUUGAAUGUGCUCAAAACGGUCUAUAUUUA